UUAUUUAUCUAAAAUUUGGACUAAAAAAUAAUUAUAAUAAUAGCUUUUAAAUUAAAGAAAAUUAUAUUCAAUAAAAAUGGGAUUAACCAGUGAUAGUGAAACAGAAAGUGUGGCUAUGAAAUCCAAAAUUGAUGAAAUGGAUUUAGAACCUAUUAUCGUUAACAAAGAUGAGAAUAAUAUUACUCAAAAUAAAAAAAUUUCACACGAUUGUUCUUUUCCUGGUUGUAAGAAAUCUUUUAACAAACCAUCUCGUUUACUUUGGCAUCUUCGUCAACAUACCGGAACAAAACCUCACAAAUGUAAUUUCGAAGGUUGCGAUAAAAGCUAUACAAACUCGUCUCAUUUAAAACGGCAUCAAAAAGUUCAUGAAACUGUUCAUGAAACAGUUGUGUGUGGAAUAUGUCAGUUAACGUUGAAAAAUCGUACCAAUUUGCUAAAACAUCAUCGGCGUGCUCACGAAAACAAAGAUCGUCUCUCUUGCAAAGAAUGUUGCAUAUCUUUUCGUAAAAAAUACAAGUUUGAUGAGCAUAUGAAUCGUUUUCACGAUGGAAAGUUAUUUAAAUGUAAUCAAUGCGACCGAGAGUUUAAGAAUCUUCUUAAAUUAAAAAGACAUGAGAAGGCACAUGAUGUUAAGUAUGAGUGCACCGUAGAAAAUUGCAAAAUGGUAUUUGACACUUACAUGGAAUUUCGACAACAUGCUAAGACUCAUAAAAAAGAGCAUACUUGUGACAAAUGUAACAAGAAAUUUUUACUAAAAUACGAAUUGAAUAAGCAUCUGAAAACACAUGAAGGCAAACUUUUAUCUUGUCCUUACGAAGAUUGUGAUAAAACAUAUGUCCUUUUAAAUCAAUUGAAAGUUCAUAUUAAAACGAAACAUGGAAAUCUUAAAUUCGAGUGUGAUUUGUGUAAAGCAACAUUUCCAUAUAAAAUUACACUAAGGAAGCACGUACAGAGAGUUCAUUUGAAUAUAAAUGUAAGUAAACCGAAAGUUUAUAAAAAAGGUGAAGAAAGAAAAAGACGAAAGGACAUCGGUAAACAAACACGCAGUAUGCCUUCUAUAUUAGCGGGUGUUUUAUUACCACCUUCAGUUGAAAAAAUGGUAAUGAAUCGUGAAACUAAAAUUAAAUUGUCAGAUACAAAUUUUGAAUCUAUAGAAGAUGAUAUGAUAGACAAUCAAGUAUAAUUGAUUAUUCAAACUAUUAGUUUAUAUUUAGUAUUGUAUAAAUAUUAAGUAAUUUUUUUUUUACAAGCAAUAUAUGAUGAAUAUAGUUGCAUCUAUACUUUUUUUUUACUGUAAUUGGUGAAAUAAUAAAAAUAAUUAUUUAAAUAUUUAA
This is a messenger RNA of Cotesia glomerata, 1334 nucleotides long. Its product is annotated as zinc finger protein 525-like. The record is from RefSeq and is a predicted model, not a curated record. Gene Ontology annotation, biological process: regulation of transcription by RNA polymerase II. The transcript has 4 exons. Gene Ontology annotation, cellular component: nucleus. Bases 77 to 1183 code for a protein of 368 amino acids. NCBI's taxonomy places the organism in Eukaryota, Metazoa, Arthropoda, Insecta, Hymenoptera, Braconidae.